UGAUGUCCCCCGACGGACCCGAGUGCAGGGGCGCUGUGGUCGGACCCGCCCCCCGGCCCCCCUCUCCCUCCAGGGCUCCGGGCGUGCGCCUCCGCCCCACCCACGCCUCAUGCCUGCCCACCCCGCCCGUGCUCUGCCCCCGCUGGUGAGGAAGCUGCCUGCCUCCCUGCCCCCGCCCGUGCCGCCGCCCCCUGCCAAGCGCCGCGUCCUCUCCAUCCUGGACAAGGCCAAGCUCGCCCUCGACCACAGCUACGGCCUGCACGAGGACGACCCGCGCCACUACCCGUUCGAGGCGCCAGAAUUCGCUUAUGACGAGUAUGCUGAUUACGGACCUGAAGAUUUUGCUGAAGUUUACAAUGGCGAAGCUUAUGAGGGGGCGGGUUCCGGGCGCUGGUUGACGUACAAGCAGACACUGCCCUCAGCCGUGGAGCGGGCAAGGUGCAGAACUUCACCUUAUGCCAGGCCUAAAUAAGGUCCAUUUUUGCCAGUCAUGAGUCUGUGCAUAAGGUCCAAAAAAUUGCCCGUCUAGAAUCUCCAUAACACCGUCGAAUGCGCCCACCGCGGCUAACUGAGCGUCGAAUGCACCAUCCUCUCAGACUUAACUUUGCCAAUUUUUGUUCAUUUUUUUAUUUGAGACAAAGUUGCAUAUGUACUAGUCAUCCUUCCUUAAAGUUCUUCUAUAAUAUUUAUUUCAUACCAUUUCAUUUCUGUAUCAAUAAUUAUAAAAAAACAAGUACUUAUUGCGACAGUCAACUAAACUUGACCUAAACAUGUCGAUCAUCCUUGGUAAGCUUUUAAUACUAUAAGUACAAAUAUGUAAAAAAAUAUAUAUAUUAUAAAUCGUUCAGUGAAACAAAAAUGGAGAUAUGUUAUUUGUCGAAUCUAAGUACAUUACCCAUUAAAUCCUCUUUUUUUCUUCUUCUCAUCCUACUUCAACAUUAAGUGUUAGAAUAUCAUAUUUUGAUGUCCAGCCAAAAACCUUGGUAACACAACUUUUCAGUGUAUCAUAUAGACAGUUGUUAGGUUCUUAGUUCUACGUCAUUUUGAGCUCUGAUUGAUAUAUAAGAAUAUACUGUCAUGAGAUGUUGAUAGAUUGUAACAAUUAUUUUGAUAAAGGACUAUAUAUUGUGUAGUUUGUGAUCGGAACAGCAUAGCGAGAGCAAUUUUUUUUCAAACAUUUUUCCAUACAUUUUUAUUUCAUGUUUUGAAUACUUAAAUGAAAACGUUUGUAGAGCAUAUACUUAUAAGUGUCUUUUUAACAUGAAAAACAAUUGCCAGAAAUGAAUGUUAUUAACAGUAUGAAAUAUAAUUCAGUGCAGGGUGACGAAGAAGUCUACGUACAGUAUACAUAUACUUACACUGGCAUGUCCUACUUUUUGGAAAAUUGCAUGUUAUAUUUUUGAAUAAUUGCUAUUUUCCUCGCUAAUCAAAAUGUAAGUAAUCGUGUUAACUAUUAUUAAUUCAUUCAUACGUCUAUGUAUAUCUCUGUUUACAUAACACACACACACACAAGAAUAUAUAUUUCUAGAGAUUACGACAACACAUUUAAUCAUAAUUGCAUUAUAUAUAUGGCGAAGGAACAAGACGAUAUUGUAAAAUACCCCAAAGAUAAGAUGAUAUCAUAAUUUUUUUUCUUCUUUUUUACUGCCUUCUUCUCGUCCUUGUUAUUAUGAUACUUUAAAAGGAAUCUCUGGCAUGCUGCUCUGAUCACUUCCGGAGGCGAUGUUUUCAUCUUCCUUUGCCGUAGAAUAGAUAGAUAGCAGAUGUUAGGGACAAAACAGUCACCAGCAGGUAUGUACUAAUGUGGUGUAUUUGUGGAAGAAAAAAAAGGAAAACAGUAAUUUCGAACCUUUGCGUCCAUUGACAAAUUAAUCAAUGAACGCAGAAAUGUAGUUUUUUUUCUCUUUCUCUUAUAUUCAUUGAUGUUAUUUGGUCUUCCCUCUUAGCGUUCUCAGUUGUUCUUUUUCUUUUUUCUUUUUUGAAUUAUUAUACCUCUAAUACUGAUAUUCAUAAAAAAAACUAUGAUAAGACAGAAGAUAUUUGUUUAUGAUAAUAUCCAAUUUAUUGCGUAUAUGUGUGUGUAUGUGUGUGUGUGUGUGUGUGUGUGUGUGUGUGUGUGUGUGUGUGUGUGUGUGUGUGUGUGUGUGUGUGUGUG
This is a messenger RNA of Penaeus vannamei (Pacific white shrimp), 2155 nucleotides long. Lineage: Eukaryota; Metazoa; Arthropoda; Malacostraca; Decapoda; Penaeidae. The record is from RefSeq and is a predicted model, not a curated record.